GCCGGCACCGUUUCUCCAGCAUUACGUUUCCAAUUAAUGUUUCACGGUCUUCAAUCUUGAAGUCACACUUUGCAAAACUCGCUUUGUCUGCAGGAUUUUGACGGACAUUUACUGGAGCACUCGCUAUGUGGUUGCCCUGCGUCCUUACGCUGCUGUGUUUCGGCCUGGGAGCGACAGUUGAAUGGAUGGAAUUAUUUGGCAUAAUUGGAUCAUCAAUUUUCCUGAAAACUGAAUACCAAGAAGAUCUCAGCAAGAAUGAAAUAUUAUGGACUUUCAUCUCUGGCGACAAAAGCUCUGUCACUAUUUUGGAUCACAUUCCAGAUAAACCUACAGAGUAUACAAGUGAACAAUUCAAAGACCGUUUAAAAUUCCAUGCAGUUCAUGGAGGUGUGGAGAUAACAACUUUAAAACGUGAAGAUCAAGGCAAUUACACCUUUCGUCUUAAUGGGCAAGAUAAAAUAAUAAUAGGAUUAUUUCUCUAUGAGCAUCAUAAAACAAACAUUUCCUCAUUACCCAUGAGUUCUGUCUCUUUCCCUGGAAUACACAAGGCUGAAAAGUGUUCUGCAAAGGUUAUUAUGUGGAAAAAGAGCAGUGAAAAAAAAAAAAAAGGAAAAAGUCGGGAAACUGUAUUGGAAUUACACACAAAAUCUACUAAAUCAGUCAUAUCACCACAUUACAUGGGUCGACUAAACUUCAAGGAUGAUGCUUCAUUCAUCCUUCACAAUUUAACAUCUGAAGAUGAAGGUGUUUAUGAACUUUGCCUCAACAAAGCCGAAACCAUUGUUCAAACAGUCGUCUUGAAAAUAAUGGGUGUUUCCAGCAAAGACUCUACAAUUAAUAUUGAAUUAUUGGCGCUACUGAUAUUGCCUUUCGCUGUCAUUGUCAUCAUUCUCGUAUGUUUGAGGUCGCAAAUAAAAACAGGUAUCUGUCAAAUAUUCAACAUAAGCAUAAUAAGUAUGUUCACAUUUUUACUUCUUGAUGGAUGUUGAACUUUUUAAAUCAAAAUUGAGUCUAAAUGUAGAUAAAUUGAGGUUGCUAAACUAAAUUCAUCUAGUUCAUAAGUGAUAGGAGCUUCUUUAGAUAUGUAAAAAUGAAAAGAUUAGUGAGGACAAAUGCAGGCCGCUUACAAUCUGAGACGGGUGAAUUUAAAAUGGGAAAUUGGGAAAUGGCAGAACAGUUAAACAAGUACUUUGGUUCUGUCUUCACUAAGGAAGACACAAACAAUCUCCCAGAAAUACUAGGGGACUGAGGAUCUAGUGGGAUGGAGGAACUGAAGGUAAUCCACAUUAGUCGGGAAAUUGUGUUAGGUAAACAGUUGGGACAGAAGGCAGAUAGAUCCCCACGGCCUGAUGGUCUGCAUCACAGAGUACACAAGGAGGUGGCCCUAGAGAUCAUGGAUGCAUUUGUGAUCAUAUUCCACUCUAGACUCUGGAUCAGUUCCUGUGGACUCGAGGGUAGCUAAUGUUAUCCCACUUUUUAAGAAAGGAGGGCGAGAGAAAACGGGGAAAUAUACACCAGUUAGCCUUACAUCGGUAGU
Messenger RNA from Amblyraja radiata (thorny skate), 1537 nucleotides. RefSeq lists its product as uncharacterized. The transcript has 4 exons. The coding region runs from base 126 to 989 and encodes 287 amino acids. Gene Ontology annotation, cellular component: membrane. Lineage: Eukaryota; Metazoa; Chordata; Chondrichthyes; Rajiformes; Rajidae. The record is from RefSeq and is a predicted model, not a curated record.